UUUGUGACUACAAAAGUGCUCAGUUAAGUAAUAUGAAAACACAUAUUAGAACUCAUACAUCAGAGAGACCUUUCAGCUGCGAGUUUUGUGACUACAAAAGUGCUCAGCUAGGUCAUUUGAAGGUACACAUUAGAAAACACACUGGAGAAAAACCUUUCAGCUGCGAAUUUUGUGUUUUUAAAAGUGCUAGGUUGGAUGAUUUGAAAGCACAUAUCAGAACACAUACUGGAGAAAAACCUUUUAGCUGCGAAUUUUGUGUUUUUAAAAGUGCUAGGUUAGGUGAUUUGAAAGUACAUAUCAGAUCACAUACUGGAGAAAAACCUUUCAGCUGUAAGUUUUGUGACUACAAAAGUACUCUGUUAGGUAAUUUGAAAAGACAUAUCAGUAUACAUACUGGAGAAAAACCUUUCAGCUGUGAAUUUUGUGAAUUUAAAAGUGCUAGGUUAGGUCAUUUGAAAGAUCAUAUCAGAACACAUACUGGAGAAAAACCUUUCAGCUGCGAGUUUUGUGAUUUUAAAAGUGCUAGGUUAGGUCAUUUGAAAGAUCAUAUCAGAGCACAUACUGGAGAAAAACCUUUUAGCUGCAAAUUUUGUGUUUUUAAAAGUGCUAGGUUAGGUGAUUUGAAAGUACAUAUCAGAACCCAUACUGGAGAAAAACCAUUCAGCUGCGAGUUUUGUGAAUACAAAAGUGCUAGGUUAGGUGAUUUGAAAAGACAUAUCAGUAUACAUACUGGAGAAAAACCUUUCAGCUGUGAAUUUUGUGAAUUUAAAAGUGCUAGGUUAGGUCAUUUGAAAGAUCAUAUCAGAACACAUACUGGAGAAAAACCUUUUAGCUGCAAAUUUUGUGUUUUUAAAAGUGCUAGGUUAGGUCAUUUGAAAGAUCAUAUCAGAGCACAUACUGGAGAAAAACCUUUCAGCUGCAAAUUUUGUGAUUUUAAAAGUGCUAGGUUAGGUGAUUUGAAAGUACAUAUCAGAACCCAUACUGGAGAAAAACCAUUCAGCUGCGAGUUUUGUGAAUACAAAAGUGCUAGGUUAGGUGAUUUGAAAGCACAUAUCAGAACACAUACUGGAGAAAAACCAUUCAACUGCAAGUUUUGUGAUUUUAAAAGUGCUAGGCUAGAUCAUUUGAAAUUACAUAUCAGAACCCAUACUGGAGAAAAACCAUUCAGUUGCGAGUUUUGUGAUUUCAAAAGUUCUCAGCUAUGUAAUUUGAAAGCACAUAUCAAAACACAUACUGGAGAAAAACCUUUCAGCUGCAAGUUUUGUGACUUCAAAUGUGCUAGAUUAGGUAAUUUGAAAACACAUACCAGAACACAUACUGGAGAAACAACUCCUAGCUAAGCAUAAUUUUGUUAACCCUCACUUUCUUAUCAAACUUUAUUAAAACAGUUAUCUACUCUA
Molecule: messenger RNA, 1400 nt
Organism: Nilaparvata lugens (brown planthopper)
Lineage: Eukaryota; Metazoa; Arthropoda; Insecta; Hemiptera; Delphacidae
Product: gastrula zinc finger protein XlCGF57.1-like
Exons: 2
Coding region: 33-1340 (435 amino acids)
Biological process (GO): regulation of transcription by RNA polymerase II
Cellular component (GO): nucleus
Molecular function (GO): RNA polymerase II cis-regulatory region sequence-specific DNA binding; DNA-binding transcription factor activity, RNA polymerase II-specific
Source: RefSeq, a predicted model, not a curated record